Molecule: messenger RNA, 1830 nt
Organism: Clarias gariepinus (North African catfish)
Lineage: Eukaryota; Metazoa; Chordata; Actinopteri; Siluriformes; Clariidae
Product: rho guanine nucleotide exchange factor 19
Exons: 12
Coding region: 233-1789 (518 amino acids)
Biological process (GO): intracellular signal transduction; activation of GTPase activity
Cellular component (GO): cytoplasm; nucleus
Molecular function (GO): guanyl-nucleotide exchange factor activity
Source: RefSeq, a predicted model, not a curated record
CUCAAUAAACCAGACCCGCCUGUGUGGACGGAGUUAGCAGAAAAGCGCAGAAAACCGAAUCCAAGCUGAAUGUCACCACAGUCUUUUUAACCAACUAGUUAAUAUAAAAGCGUACCCUAACAUCACCUCAGCGUUGUAUCUGAGCUACUUCGACAAAGACGAAACAUUUACACUUUAUCCUCCUUCCUAGGCCCACAGCCUCGCUUUAGUUUGUGACUCUGCUCGGCCUGCGAUGGAUGAACACCAGUUUAACACAACUCUGGAGGAAAACAGAAGUGUUUUUGGCGCCUCAGGUGGGAUCGCUGAGGCUCUGAGGUCGGUGGCCCGAGCGGAAUCCUGGAGCUUUCACCGCGUCUAUCUCCAGACUGCAUCACUCCUCAGUGUAGAGGACCAAAACCCCAUUCUCACUCAGGCAGAUUCCCCUGUCCUGUCCAGGGGACGAGAUGAGGACCAAGGAUGUGUGACUGAUACUCAGGACAAAAUUCAAGAGGAAACAUUUGAAGUGAAGUCAAAAUACAUCCGUGGUUCAGUACCUCUGUAUCAGGAGUACUGGCUAAAAUGUAUGAAGGCUGAAUUACAGAAGGCUCAGCAUAAAAAACUGGCAGACAUCGUUGAGGCUCGGUAUCGAUCUGCCGUGCCCUCUUCUGCUGCACCGAUCCCACCUUGUGCACCAAGUCCACCAGGACUGCAAGUGGCACCAUAUGCCCUGUGGCAGCAGCUGCCCGAAGUAAAGAGGCAAAACUUGGUUCACACACUUGCACCCAGAGAUGUUCACCGUCAGGAGGCCAUGUUUGAACUGAUUGUGUCUGAGGCUUCGUAUCUGAAAAGUUUGCGACUGGCAGUUGGACUCUUUCAGUCAUCAUCUCAGCUGAAGCAAACUUUAACUCCAGUGCAGAAUCAUGUUUUAUUUUCCAACUUAAAGGAAGUCUGCAGGGCCAGUGAGGGAUUUCUUCAUGAUUUGGAGUCUCGACUGGGGAUGAAUGUGGUGAUGUCUAAAGUUGGAGAUGUUGUACUAAAUCACAAAUCAACGUUUCGCAGAGUCUACACGCCCUAUGUCACAAACAUGAUGUAUCAAGAGACCCUUAUUGAAAAACUUCUACAAGAAAACAGGAAAUUCGUGGUGGUUUUAAAGAAGCUUGAAAAGGACCCACUUUGCCAGAGACAGACGCUUAAGUCCUUCCUGAUUCUUCCCUUCCAAAGGAUAACAAGAUUAAGGCUUCUUUUAGAGAAUAUCCUUAAAAGAACGGAGGAACACUCCACUGACAUUCCAAACCUUAAGAGUGCUAUUGAAGCUGUACGGGAGAUAGUAGUGGAGUGUGACAACAAUGUUCAGCAAAUGAAACGAACAGAGGAACUGGUUAGCUUGGAAAAGCUUGUGGAUUUUGCCAGUGUCAAGUCAGUACCUUUAAUCGUAAGUGGCCGUUAUCUGAUUCGAGAGGGACCACUGAAAAAGUUGACUGUGAAGAGUAAUCAGACCUCAGGCUCCAUGGUCUCACGGACAGACAUCUACUUGCAUCUCUUCAAUGACCUCUUGCUCCUCUCACUCAAGAAUGGAAACAGAUUCAGCGUGCAAGAUCAUGCAGUGUUUCCUGCCCACGUUCAUGUAGAGGAGUUAAAGACCAAAAUGUUGGGUCUGCCAUCUGAUGCCUUUUUGCUCCAUCUCACACAAAAUCACUUACGAGCUUCUACUGCUGUUAUACUCACUGCACAGACGAGGAUUGAAAAAGAAAACUGGCUCCAACUUUUAUCUUCAAAGAAAAACACCAUGGAAAAUACGGAGAAUGUUUAAAUAUUUUUAUUAAGUAUUUGUAACUUUUAUUUAGUCAUCUU